Cicer arietinum (chickpea) is the source of this 1659-nucleotide messenger RNA. Lineage: Eukaryota; Viridiplantae; Streptophyta; Magnoliopsida; Fabales; Fabaceae. The record is from RefSeq and is a predicted model, not a curated record.
AUGGUAUUUGGGAAAAAGAGAAUACACGAAGUACCCUCAUCCGAUAGUGAUAGUGAUCAAAAUUCUGCAAGUGAUGAAGAAAUUCCUCAAAGUCUACCUCAACCAAAAGUGAAAAAUUCAUCAACUCAAAGUCAUUCAACUAAUGAAACAACCAAACCUCUUUUAGCCCAAGAAGUGAUAUACACCGGUGUGACCGGGAAAAAUCCGGGGGAACAAAAAAUUGGAAAUGCAAACACUGUAGAAAUUCAUUCAAAAGUACUUACACUAGGAUUCACUAUCAUUUCUUUGGUGCUCCACAAGGGAAAAGUUGUGGCAUUCAAAGAUGUGCAGUUGAAUGACAUAGAAACUUAUAAAAGAAUAAGAAAAAAGGUUCAAGAAGCAGAGGAAUCUGGUGUGACUCCAUCUUUGAAGUGUUCUACCCUCAAAAAGAAAGAAAAAGGGGUGUGUUCCAAGUCUCUUGAAGAAGCUUUCCAACUUUUGGAAAGAGAUGUUGUUGACAUGAAGGUGAUGAAAGGACUAUGUGCCAAUGGAAUUCCAUUUAAUGUUAUGAGAAAUCCACAAUUUGUGGAAAUGGUUAUGGCUAUUAACAAUGGUCCUAAAUGCUACAAACAUCCCUCUUCUGAAAAGGCAAGAACGGUUUUAUUAGACGAGUGUAAAAGACACGUUGACAAAGAUUUAGCUCCUAUCAAGGAUACAUGGUUUCAUCAAGGGGUCUCCAUUGUGUCAGAUGGCUGGAGUAAUGUAAAGCAUAUGCCACUAAUUAAUGUUCUUGCCGUGAAUAGUAGAGCUGCCAUGUUUUUAUAUGCCGACGACUUUUCUGGAGUUGAAAAAACUGGAGUUGCUAUUGCUGAAUAUUUGAUUAAAGCCAUUGAAGAAAUCAGACCAUCUAAUGUUCUACAAGUGGUGACCGAUAAUGUUGCAAAUUGUAAAGCUGCUGGGAAGGAAAUACAAAAGGUAUAUAAGCAUAUUUUUUGUUCUCCUUGUGUUGUGCAUACUUUAAAUUUGAUUUUUAAAGACUUUGUUGAAUCAUUUGAAUGGCUGAGAAAUACAUAUAAACAAGGAAAGACUAUAGUUAAGUACAUUAUUAAUCAUAGUCAAGUUCUAGCUAUGUAUAGAGCAAAUUCAAAGCUUGAAUUGUUGAAGGUAGCAAAGACUAGAUUUGCAUCACAUUACCUUUUACUUAAGCGACUACUUAUGUGUAGAGAAGCACUUGCAACUACUGUUGUGUUGAACAGUUGGAAAGAAUGGAUUAACCAAGGAGAUGAAAACACAAGAAAAAUAGGUGCUUUAGUUGCUGAAACUAUUGGGCCAAAAAUGGGAGAAUUUUAUGAGAAAAUGGAUUCUAUGCUUGGGGAAAUACAAGAGAUUAUUAAAACAAAUAAAUAUGCAAAUUGUUAUUCUGAAAUGGAAACAAUUAUUACUGCAAGAUGGACCAAAAUGAAUUAUACCAUCCAUUUUUUAGGUUUUGCAUUAACCCCUAGAUUUUAUGAUACUCAUUAUCUUUCUACACCUGCCCCUGGAGGUAUAGCUAGAAAAGCUCUAAACCAAGAUAAGGAAGUAGUGACUGCAGUUAUGCAAGCUUUUGAAAAAAUAUCAGAAAAUGUGGAGGAACAAAAACUUCUACGUGAUCAUUUUGCUACAUUUCACACACAAAAAUGA